AUGAAUAAUCGCGCAACUAUAGACGUCUUUUUCAAGAAUCAAAGAAAAAGAAAGAGUUUACACUUGAAGAUAAAACCAAAAAAUUCUUCGAACAUGAGUGUUGAAAAUCUCAAUAUGUCUGCACCGAUUGAGAUAAGCGAUGAUGAAGUUACUGUUACUGAUAAGAGCAACAAUAGUAUAAAUACUACAACACUGAAUUGCUCUGAUGCUUCGGAAGACACCGAACCAUAUUCACUAGACAGCUUCAUUCAAACACCAUCAAAAGCAAUAAAUAUAACAAAAACACCCACAAAAAAGUCUCCUAGUUCCACAUCGACACCAAAAUAUUUUUCUCCCUCUAAAAAACGCUGCGUUUCAUUAAAAACAAGCCCAAGAAAAGUGAAAAGAAAUUUAAAUUAUGCUUUAAAAGAUUCUAAUAUUGUAAAAGCAGAUGAAGAAAAUGAAUUUUAUAACUACACAGAAGGCUUAGAUGACAAUACUAAAUUUCUGUUAACAAUCAUAUACAACUAUUUACAAGACGAUUCUUUGAGGCCACUUUUAGAUGAAAAGUCUGCGGCGUUAUUAAAAAGCAGUCUUAAUGUGAUGAAACCAGGGAUGAGAAUUGUUUGUAGACUGUUCUGGCGACACGGGGUCUGGUAUAGAUUGGAAAAUAUUAAAAAGAUUGCUGAAAGUAAAUCAAAUAUGGAAUGUUCAACAAUUCAUGAGGUUUUGAAUUCAUUGAUAGAACAAGGUUUUUUGGAUGCCCUCAACCCUAAUGAUCAUCGAGACGUCUUAACUUUUGAUGAGCUCAUGGAUUUAUUGAAAGCCGACGAGUUGAAAGACAUAUGCAAGUGGUUUAAACUUAAAGUUACUAAAAAGGAUGAAGCAAAGAAUGCAUUGAAAAAGUUUUGCAAACAAAAAGUAACCAUUACAAGCUUCUUUGUGGGCGGGGGCAGCAGUGGUAAUGAAAACAGGGUUAUGAAAGCCUUAAAAACAAAAGUUGGUUGCUGUUAUAAACUCACAGAUCUAGCGAGGACGACUCUGAAGGAGCUUUAUAUUUUAAUGUACUUGGGUAUGGAUUACAAUAUAAUACGUGAAAAUCAGUUGGAAUUGACAUUACUUAAUGAGAAAAUUAAUAGAGAAACAUACCCCAUACCUAAAUGUAUGGUGACCGACAAUGCUAGUGUUGUAUUCAAAGAUAGGCAAGAGUUUGAAAGGUAUCUUCGCGCGCAUGACAUUUACGAAGAAUUCCUCGCGACAGUCGAAACUGUACCUAAGUGCGGGAUUGUCAAACGUGUUUAUGAUCUGUACAAUUCCAUUACGGACGAACAAAUGGAAAGUUUCACCAAAAAAUCUCAAUGGCUGCUACGCUUCACUCCACCGUAUAAAUACAUAAAGAUAUUAGAAGAAGGCAUACAAUAUUUAAAGAAAGAUAAAGUGACCGAAAACUUAGAUCUGGCUGUUAAAAUAUUAACGUUACUUAUAAAACAAAACGCAUUCAGACAACAUAAAAAAGCCGGUUGGUAUUCUGAAAAGGCGCUUAUUGUUGAUAAACUACUGUUAUGGCCUGACGAGGCUGCUUCAAUACUUUUGGAAGGUUUUGAAGCUGGCUUGCCAGAAGAAUCUCUGGAAGUUUUGAAAGUAAGAGCUAAAUUGCUGGUACAGAGAAAGACUAAUGGUGUUACCGAGAACUUGAAGCAGAAACUACAGAAAUAUAUAGAGUGUAACGAUGUAGUUGAGAAGAACAUAAGAGCUAACCAUAUAUAUAAAGUGCCCAUGUGUUCACCUGGAAGAGGGAAGAUCAAAUUUGAAACCCGAACGGAAAUGGGAGUGAAUAUACAAGAUGCUGAGGAAUAUUGUAUUGACUAUUACAUUAAUACAGGGAAAUAUACACAUGGUGGCCAUUGGGAAGGUCGUAUUUUAAUGACUAUAUUUUUCCUUCUAUUCUGGGACAUUAUAUACAAGUCGAUACAAGGACUUCAAGGCAUCUUCCUCUCACACUACCAAAUGUUCCCGCUAGAUAUGUUCACAGAUAGUUUCUACAGAAACAGAAAGACGUUGAUUGACGAAAAAUUAAAAGAAAUCAAGGAAUCAUCAACAGAAGAACUGAUUGAAAAGAUGGAAUCAGUGUGGAACAGUAGGCCGGAAAGUGAAUUAUCAGGCAUCAAUCGUUCUAUAACAUGGGCUCAGGUUGCUGGAGUGUGUACAUGUUUGGGUGGAGAGAGAAUAUCUUCUCUGGUGAGGAGGUUGGCUGUAACAGGGGGACGGACACAGAGCGGGGUACCUGACCUUACUAUGUGGAACGAAAAUACUAGAGAGAUAACAUUCGUAGAAGUGAAAACUGACACAGACAAGCCAUCAAUAAAACAGAUACUGUGGAUGCAUUACAUGAAGCAACACGAAGUUGACACGGAGUUCUGUUACGUCGGAGUUAACACUACGAGAUGUAAGGCAAGGAACAGGGAUUCAGAAAUAUAA
Danaus chrysippus (African queen) is the source of this 2457-nucleotide messenger RNA. The record is from the annotation of a GenBank genome assembly. NCBI's taxonomy places the organism in Eukaryota, Metazoa, Arthropoda, Insecta, Lepidoptera, Nymphalidae.